GAGGGAGUGUGCUGUGAACCCCGGAGGCUUCCUGGAGGCGGUGACUUCGAGCACAGUCUGGGAGGGAAGACCCGCUCCCCGAAUAUUUGCUGUGUGCCAGUCUUCGGGGCCUUGCAGCCUAAUGCUGUGAAUUUCGGCCAAAUUUCUGCCCCUUCCAAGGGCGCGCCCCCCUAACGCGGGCACAGGAGCCACAGCGGGGUGCCCGAGCCCGUGGCCCAGCCCCCCGGCCCCGCACCCCUGCCCCGGGGGGGCUCGGGCGUGCAUACCGCAGGCGCUCGGCGUCCGCGCGCCCUCCCCGGCCCGACGGCCCGAUCGGCGGCGGGGGCGGCGCGGACUACAGGUCCCAGCAUGCCCCGCCGGCCGCGGGGCCGCGAGGCGGUGAGUCAGAGCGCACGGUAAAUAUUUGUAUUAGCCGAGCCGGCUCGCUAAUGGUGGACGCGUGAGGCGGAGGCGCGAGCGGCGCAGGGAGGCCGGAGCGGGCAGCGCGGCGGCGCCAUGUCCGUGAACAUGGACGAGCUCAAGCACCAGGUCAUGAUCAACCAGUUCGUGCUGACGGCGGGCUGCGCGGCCGACCAGGCGAAGCAGCUGCUGCAGGCGGCCCACUGGCAGUUCGAGGGCUGGAUGUUGCAAAACUUGCAAAACCACAUUCAUGGCCGUUUGCUGGAGUCCCAUGUCUGCAUGCAGGGCUACAUCCUUGUCGGAGCCGGGCAGACGGCCCUCAGCGCCUUUUUCCAGGAGACCAACAUCCCCUACAGCCACCACCACCACCAGAUGAUGUGCACUCCCGCCAACACCCCUGCCACACCCCCCAACUUCCCUGACGCCCUCACCAUGUUCUCCCGCCUCAAGGCUUCUGAGAGCUUCCACGGUGGCAGCAGCGGUAGCCCAAUGGCCACGACAGCCACUUCACCCCCGCCACACUUCCCCCAUGCCACCCCUGGCAGCUUUGCAGCACCCAGCUGGCCGACUGCAGCCUCGCCCCCGGGAGGCCCACAGCACCACCAGCCGCAGCCGCCCCUGUGGACUCCGGCACCCCCUUCCCCGCCUUCAGACUGGCCACCCCUGGCCCCCCAACAGGCUGCCUCAGAACCCAGGGCCCACCCUGCCAUGGAGGCGGAGAGAUAAGGGAGGCCCCUCCCCCCUCCCGGAGGCCAGGACCCCGUGGGGUGGGGGAGAGGACGUCUCCGUGGGCCCCCGUCACUCCUUCUCUGUCUGCACCCCUGUGCCCCAGGGCCCUGGAGGGGAGAGACUGGACUCCAGCCAGGCAGGCACGUGUCUCGUGCCAGCACGCACGGCUGCUCUCACGCCAGUUCACAGCACGGCACGCAGCCCCCAGCUCGCAUGGAUUUGGCUCAGUGGCUUGGCGCCUGGUGGACAGCACCUUGGAGACCACACAGCCUUCCCACGAGGACUCACCCACCCUCCCCUGACCCGGCCUGGGGGUACUGCAGACAGUCACCCAGCGGAGACACAGCUGGUUCCUGACUUGGCACUCUCCAGGGCUGGCAGGCCUAGGUCCCCACACUUGGGAAUGCAGAGCCUUCUCCGCAUGUGCGUGUUUAGCUGUGUCUGUGUAUUUAUACGUAUGUCGCUCUUUAAAAGGCAACCUAGAUUACGGGGCAGCUGGACUUUGCAUGUUAGAGUGAGCCCCGAGCCCCUUGCCCACCGUCCCUACCCCCAGGGCCCUGCCUCUCACCCCACACCCUUGUCAGCCAGCACUGCUGUUCCCUGCAGAGAAAAGGAUUAUGGGAAACUCCAGGACUCUUCCCACCAUCCCCAGCGCCUGCCUGCUGGGCUGCCUGCAUGCCUGCCCCAGAGCCCGGGGUACCUGAUUCCCAUCUGCUUUCCCCAUUUUAACAGAAGAAAGAAUUCCAAACCACCCCAGGCUUUGUGGUCUUGCCUCAUGCCCUAGGCUUUGCUGCCAGCUUACUCUGGAGAAGAAUGCCAAGCAGCGUCCAGGCCACUCCAGUCUCACCCAGCUCCACACUACUGCCUGUCACUGUCUUAAUCCACAGCAUUUUCUGGAAUCUUCCUACCCAUUCAAGACUUUACCCAUGAAGUUGGUUUUCUGGCUUGGUUCCAGAAUCCCCCCCACUGCUCAGACAUGAUAGAUCUCUACCCCCAGUUUUGAGUAAGCAAGGCAACAACUGCUUCCUUCUUCCUGGGCUUCACAUGGGACCUUUUCUUGGAUCCUCUGAGCCUAGCCUCUAGCAGCACAGCUAGGUGGGGCAGCCUACUGGCCCAUGUCCACCUGGGAUGUCUGGGUAUGGAGGAGGGAAGGGGAGAAGAUCUUUGGCUUCCUGAGUCCACUCUGCACUUUUUCUGCUCUGGGAUGGAAGCAAAUUCUCAGAACUGCCACAGUACCCCACAAGUGGUAGGAAAAGACUGCAGAGUUAGUUUGUGUUUUGGAUCCUCUGCCGUGUGGGUGAGGGCACAGGCCCUCCCCAGGGGCAGACUGCCAAGGUGGUCCUAAGUGUCAGCUGUACACAAGAUGGCACAUGGUCUAGAUUCUGCACAGUGGGAAGCUGGGUAGCAUUUUUUUUUUUUUUUUUUUUUUUUUUUAAUGACCAGUAGCCCCUGGGGGACCAAAGUGGGCCCCAGGUUAGUGACAUCACCCAGUCCUCAGCCCAGAGUCUCUGGUACCAAAUGCAACACUAAAGUGUAAGAUGCCCUACAUAUCUUUACUAAAUGCUGAAACUUGGGGUGUCCCUCCUAGUCCAUUUCUGCUCCCAGGGCCACCGUGAGCUGGGCCUGGAGGUCUCAGGUGAUUGGGGUACUUGAAGGCAGAAGGGACUUGGAAGUUUCUUGUAGAUCUGACCUUUCCAACGUUGGCACUGUUGACAUCUGGAAUUGGAUUAUUGUCCCUGCAGUAGGCACUUUCGAGUACAUUGUGAGAUGUCAAAUAGCAUCCCAAAAGCCUAACCUAGAAACAGCACCCCCAGUUGUGACGAUCAGAAAUACCUACUGACACCUGGGAAGUCACCCCAGUGGAGGGCCCCUCUCUAGUCCUGGGGUUUGCAAUCCUGGCUGCCUUCCUACAUCUGAAUUCAGGGAAAGGGCCCCCAGGUGGAUAGCUGCAGUCCAUCUGCCUACUCUUAAAUGCCAUGCAUUUUACACUAGAAAAAGGUGAGCUUUGUGGUGUGCCAAUUUUGCCAGCAAAGCUGUUACUAAAAAUAAAGCCACUCCUGAAGGAAUCUGAUGCAGCUGCCCCACACAUGGUGACAGCCACCAGGCUCCUGCCUCCCAAACCUGCAGACCAAGAAGGCCCCUGAAUGCUUAUUAAACAUGCUCAAGGCAGCUGCCCCUGUAAAGGGUCCUAGACAGUUGUAGUAAGUGUCCCAGGCAAGUGGAAGCAAUCUGGGGGCUCUGGGCAGAGCAGACUGCAGCGGGGGCCUAGGAACCUGGGUGUUGCCAGUGCAUGCCAAGGCCGUGCCCGGUGUGCUUUCAAGCCCUGGCCUGAGCUUCAUGUAGACAAGGGAGGGGCUGCAAGAGUGGGCCAGGACUUGCAGGGUGGCCCAGACACCACAUGCCCCAGAACUCAAGUGUGACAACAUGGAACCUCAAGCCUGGAAGCUGAGAAGCAAAACAGACCAGUGACAACCCAUGUGUCCAAGAGGAAGAUGGCUAAAAAGCAAAGGAGCUCAAGUUUUAGGACAGACCCAAUACUAGACCUCCCUGGGCUGUGCUUCAUUAAGCACCAGGAGCCACCUGAGCAACAAGAAAACCAUCCUGUUACUUUGAAGACCAGUGCUUCUGAGCUGAUCAUGCCCUGUUCACGGUGGACUGGAGCUCUAGAUGACUCAAGACCGUCUCCAAACUCCCACUCUAAAAAACACCAUGGGGCUGGGUGUGGGAGCACACACUUGUGAUCCCAGAACCUCUAGAGGCUGCGGUAAGAGGAUUGCAAGUUCCAGGGCAGCCUUAGCAACUUAGCAAGACCCUAUCUCAAAAAAUAAAAAGGGCUGGGGAUGUAGUUCAGUGGGAAAGAGCCUCUGGGUUCAGUCCCUGGCACCAAAAAAUUAAAAAAAAAAAAAAAAUUAAAACCACAAAUGGCAUCCAUGAGUUUGCUCCAAAGAACAUAUUUCAGGCUCUUCAUGCCUUGAUUCCCAGCGAGGACAGAGCAGCACCAGAAGCAAAGCCUGCACAUGGGUGGCGAGCGGUGGCUGCAGCCUUGUGGUCCACUUUGGGUGAGGGCACACAUCUCGGGGCUUGCACACCCUCACCCCUCCAUGCUGUGUGGCUUGUGCAGUACUGCACACAUUUUAAGGACAUUUGCCAACUUUAAAUCAGGAGGGUUUAUGUGAAAAACCUUCCUUCUGACUUAUCCUAGAAAACUGGAAUAUAUGACCCAAAUUCCCUCUAGGCCACAAGUGACUGGCAUUGACCAGCAUGCUGGGGACACAACCAGGCCCACCCCUGCUGGCCAAUCCCCUGGCAACAUAGAUGUCAUUUCCAAUUACUGCCUCAGAACCUGCCCAGACUGAUGGGGACCUUGCUUUUCACCACAAGCUGCGGCAGAAGUAGUGUCCCUGCUCCAAGGGGAAGGGCCUCUGGCAGAUGAGCAGGUCACUAAGUUGUUUUCUGCUGUGGGCAGGCUCCUCCUGACAGUCUUAAAGAGAAAAGGGCUUGUGCUGUGAGAGGCAUGGACACCGGGCCACACCCAGGUCUUGAGUGUCCCCAGGGUCUCUUCAGUGGCCCAGCCAGGGUUGUCUGAGAACACACAGCAGCCAGCCCAGAGAACCACACUGUCCCACUGACUGCAGCCCUGGAGGGCUCCCAGGGGCUCUUCCUGGCACCGCUGCCCAGCCAAGGACAGAUGAGCCCUUUGAGUUGGAUCUACCUCCCCAUGUGGGAGGCCUCCUGGCUUGGCCAAGAUGGAGUCUAGAUACAAGGCUGUUUAUAACUCUUCCAACUGGAAAGGUCUCUGGGUUUGUAGCCACAGCUUAUGCUUGGGUAAUAUAUGUAUUUCAAAUGAGCCUUAAAAGAACUCAGUUCUUUUGGGGUGGGUGAGGCCGAGCCCUUCUGGGGAGGGCAGUGUGGCACUGCUUUUGGACUGCCAAGGCCUGUUGGUGGCACACCACGUGGCGCUGGGAGCCUGGGGGUAGAAUCCUGCUCCCCCUCAGGAACCACUUCUCACCACUGGGGAAUAAGAACACUGCAAACGUAGGUGGGGCCAUUCCUAGAGACCCCGAUCAAGCCACGAGCAAGGAGAGGGAGGGGCGAGGAGAAGCCCUCUGGUGUCACACGUCUGGAGAGUCUGCAUAGAGCCCCACAUCCAUGGGAAGUCAAAGGUCAGGCAGAUAGGAUGGUGCCACAGGGGCCAGCUCAGGAGUCCAGUGUCCCGGAACGGCCUUCGGGCUGGUGCCGGCACUGCCGCCUUCCCGCUGUCUGCCUGGGCAUUGGUGGUGCAUUUUUCCAGGGCAGAUCUCCUUGCUCAGAACACACAUUUGCUGCUGCGGGUAGUUUAAACCUCAGGGUUAGUAAGUGUGUGAUCUCUGAAAGGGAGAAAUAUCCAGUGGCCUUUCACCGGCUGCGGUGGCUGUGGGGUGGUCACCAUGCAGCAUCUGCUCCAUUCCAGCAGCACUUCCAGGUGGGACCCCUGCUCUGCAAAAAGCUUCUUCCCCACCUCCUGCCUGGCCAUCCAUGCAACCCCACCAGCAUUCCACUGUACAAGACCAAUUCACCUCAACCUUAAAACUCAAAAGUCCUGCAACCCAGAAACUUCCUUCACUCCUGAGCAAACCCGGGUGGUUUGUCACCUUAUCCCCUGUUCAGCCUGGUCAUGCAGCUAUGUCCGGGCCGGGCGUUAUGGUCUGCCUUGUGGAGGAAGAAACUGGGUCAGGGCCUUCCAAAGUGGAGCUACACUGCUCCCAAGUGCCUUCUGCUGUUGUAAUGGGGUCAGCCGUGCUCCCAUAGCAGCCGCCUGGGGGGCCCUUGGGUUGGUACAACUCCUGGCUCCCAGCCUCCAAACCUGCAGGACCCCCUCCCUGGGGACAGACUGUCUUCUUGGUUUGCUCUCAGCUAGAGUCCCCACCUCCCAAGGUACCCAGGAGGUCUGUAAGAAUGCAGAUGGGUCACAUGCUGACCUACUGGGCCCCUGCUCCUCAGUCUCUGGAUGCAGAGACCAGCUCAAGUGCUGACUCCCCAGGAUAUGCACCUGCAAGAUGGGCCCAGAAGGCACCUUUGAAGGGGCACCAUGGGGAGAGUGACUGGUGCCCAGCCCAGGGGACCAGGGAGAGCCCCUGGGUGGCCACAUGAGAUGUAGCAUGGGCACAGCCAGCAGAUCUGCCCCACUGAAGCCUGUACCUCCCCAGCUGACCUGAGUGGGGCAGGCCUCCCCUGGCUGCCGUGGAGAAGGAUGAAAACUGGCCCCACUGCUUCCGACAGUUCCCACCAGGUGUGGCCUCCUGGGCAAGGGCCAGAGAGCUAGGGCCUCACCCUGUGUCCCUGGGCCUGUGGAGACCCCUGGUCUGCCCAACACACAGUUGGGACAGCUCAGAGCAUGUGGUCACUGUAGGAAUGUGGCAAAGGAUAAAGGUUUGUUGCAAGUCUCUGCUGACACUCAGCCUGGGUGGCUGUGGGCAGGGGUGCUGGGAGGCUGAGCCAGGGUAGCAAGAGGAGGGACCAGUGAGUCCUACUCAGGUAGAGAAGGCAAGGCCACCCUCUGCAGACAGCACCCAGCCAGGCCCCUCAUCUAUGGUCAGAAAGAUGGAAGAUUUUAUUCCGGGAAGAAGUUGCCAAAAAUACUCAUCUGUGACAAGGAGGUGGGGCUGGGGCUGUGCGAACCAGUGGACCCCGAAGCAGCCUCGAGGGGUGAACCGCUUGGGUUCGGCGGAGCUUGGCCUCAUUUGAACACCGUCCUUGGGGGAAAAAAAGACCAAUCAGAUCAGGUUGGUCUCAGAUUUGCUUCUUCCAGAUGUUUCAUGGAAAUGGAACCGUGGUGCUCUGUCCUCCACUUCUGAACCCAGAGCCUCCUUUUCCUGUCCAGCCAAGAAUCACCAUGACUGUGACUGGCCACCAUCCUAAUCCCUGGAACCCUGAAUACAGUACCUUCUGUGGAAAAGGGGACUGUACUGAGUUGACAUUGAGGUGGGACAAUUAACCCAGGUUAUCCAGGCGGGACCUAAGUGUAAUCAUGGGGUUCUGGGGGGUCAGAGUUAGAGGUGAUAACAGAAGCAGAGGCUGGUAUGGUGCCCUCUGUGGACAGAGAAGGGGGUUCUCCACCUGGAAAAGACAAGGGGUGGUCUUGCCCCUGGAGCUUCCAGAAAGGACCAGCCCUGUUGAUAUCUUGAUUUUAGCCCAGUGCAACUGAUCUCGGACUUCCAGCCUCCAGAACUAAGAUGCUGAAUCUGCGACACAGGAGAAGCCCAAGCCUGCAUGCCUUGGGAGAGGCAACCAGCCAUGAGGAGGCCCAGCUGGUGGGGCUCUCCACACAACGCCCUCCCACCUGCCUCUGCAGCCCUGCUCCUUCCACCUGGAGCAUCCCUCUGGCCACCUCCUCCUGCACUCCUGUACACAGCCGACCUUCUGUGGACACUCUCUGGAGGCCCCACCAGAGGCGCACCUCUCUGCCGGCUGUGGGGAGCACCCUGGGGAUCAGGUGCUUCUUUGUGCAGACCUAGGCUGGGGACUGGAGCAUCAGCAUCAGGAAGGCCACAGGCUGGUCUCUGGAGGCCUCGGGGGGCAGACAAAGUCUGGCUGCAUAGCAGGUCCAAAUGGACAGGGUGAUGGAUGGGUGAAUCCAUCCAUCUGGGGCCUGGCUGGAGCUGGGAGUACUCAGCCUGGCAAGUGUUAGGUUGAAAUAUGGAGUCUGUUUGGGAUUAGAAUGUUCUUUUGUGUGA
This is a messenger RNA of Sciurus carolinensis (gray squirrel), 7841 nucleotides long. RefSeq names its product UBA like domain containing 1 (gene Ubald1). Bases 496 to 1125 code for a protein of 209 amino acids. Gene Ontology annotation, molecular function: protein binding. Lineage: Eukaryota; Metazoa; Chordata; Mammalia; Rodentia; Sciuridae. The transcript has 5 exons. The record is from RefSeq and is a predicted model, not a curated record.